AUGAUCAUAUAUAUGGUGAUCAAUGGUUCCCGCUACUUCGCGCUACGUGGUCUCUCCAUAUUGGAAAUCCCUUCUCCUUCCUUGCAACUAUAACCUACACUGGAGCUCACCUUGACAUUUUUACUCGCGUCUCCAUCGUGUGAUCGCUAAUAGUACGGUUAAAGUAUUAAAGCCACUUACAUAUUACACAUCAUACGUGUGUAUCUGGCCGUAUUGACUCUCGAUCGAGAGCAGGUGCCACUUAAGAAAGAAGAAGAAGAAGAGAUCGGCUAUGACUUGCUAUGUAUGAUCACGUGCGAUCAAUAUUGGUUGUGUGUUAUUUCAGGUCAGCGUAAGCCAAUUAAAUAUUUAAAAGUUAGAAGAAGUUUUGUGAAACUUUCGGAGCGAAUUGUCAUUCGCAAUAAUUCGAUUGAUAUUACGCAUUAGAAUAUCUCAAUCAUCAUGCGAUGACGAUUUUCAAUCAUCUUUGUAAAACUGCCAAAACAUUGCAAUAUUUACAAUCUCAUUCUAUUCAUGCACACAAAAGUCUAUAUAUUUUCUUUCGAAAUGAAUCAAGUUUUGUGCCUAAAAAGGUACUUGUUGUGGCAAAAUUAUCGAGGUAUGAUUUUGAAAGAUUACGGGAACCCGAGCUUAACGAAACCCAGCUGAAGUUGAAACUAAUAGAAAGAGGCUCUGAUUAUGACACUAUGCUUACUAGUCAUUUUACCACUAAAGCUGUAAUAGAGCAUGUAAUUAAAGUCUUGCAGAACAUGAAUAUAGAAUAUAAAAUAGUAGAUAGAACAACUAUAGAUCAUUCAUAUUUUACAUGGGCAGAUUUAAUUUUGCCAGUUGGCGGUGAUGGAACAUUUCUUUUGGCUUCUAAUUUAAUAUUUGACAAUAAAAAACUUAUAAUGGGCAUUAAUUCAAAUCCCGAGAAAUCCGAGGGUUAUCUUCUUUUAUCGCCAAAAUAUACGGAAAAUAUAAGAGAGAUUUUCGAAAUGCUAAGAGCAGGACGUUACAAUAUACUUAUGCGAAGGAGAAUUCGGAUUAUUCUGAAGGGAGAAGACAUAUGGAAACCUCCUUUUCACAUGCAUGAAAAAGGACGCGUUGCAGGUGGUGAAAGAGUCUAUGUAAAUGAAAAAUUUAAAGAUAAUCUUGAUGAAUUACCAAGAGAAAGGCGUUUACCUUGGUUAGCACUUAACGAAGUGUUUAUGGGUGAAACGUUAUCGGCACGAACAAGUACCUUGUUCAUAAAGUUAGAUGAAGAACAAAAGUAUCAAAAAAUAAAAAGUUCUGGUUUAUGCGUAAGCACUGGUACUGGAUCAACGUCAUGGUAUAAAUCUAUAAACAGUCUAAGCCAACAAACUGUGAGAGAAGUAUUGAGCCUUAUAGAUACUAAGCGACAAUUUACCAAUAAUGAAAUUGAGGCAAUCUGUUUAACUUUCAAUAACAAUUUACAAUUUGAUGCAGAGGAUUCCAAAUUGUGUUAUUCCAUAAGAGAUAUGAUAGCACCUGAUCCAAUAUCCAUUUCAAAAGGCGUAUAUCCUCGCGGUGUUUGUAAAAAGAUCACUGUAAGAUCACAAUGUUUCGAUGCAGGUUUAGUUCUCGAUGGUGGAAUAGCGGUCUCUUUCAACUUCGGUACCAUUGCGGAAAUAGGAACUUUUCCCGAAGAUUCUUUGCGAAGUAUCAUUCUUCCUGACUGAAUAAACUAUUAGCAUUGUUGAAGGAGUAUUUCAUAGUGAUAAAACUAUGAUAAUAAUUUGCUAUCAUGUAAAUAACAUUCUCAUAUAUAUGUAUAUAACUGAUUUCAGUACACAUUUUACAUACAAUAUCCUAUAAAUAUUUUUCCAAAGAAAUUAUUUUUCAUAAAAAAUACAAAAAGUGCUAGAAUGUUAUACAUAUAUAUAUAUAUAUAUAUGUAUAUAUAUAUUUUUCCAAAGAAAUUAUUUUUCAUAAAAAAUACAAAAGUACGAGAAUGUUAUAUAUAUGUAUAUAUACUGAGAAAGAGGUGACGGAAAUAAUGUUUAUAAUA
Molecule: messenger RNA, 2011 nt
Organism: Cataglyphis hispanica
Lineage: Eukaryota; Metazoa; Arthropoda; Insecta; Hymenoptera; Formicidae
Gene: Nadk2
Product: NAD kinase 2, mitochondrial
Exons: 6
Coding region: 447-1682 (411 amino acids)
Biological process (GO): NAD+ metabolic process
Cellular component (GO): mitochondrion
Molecular function (GO): NAD+ kinase activity
Source: RefSeq, a predicted model, not a curated record